CACUGACAUAAUGUCAUCUCAACCGCUUCUUUUUCGCUGUGAGACUCAACAGCAGAAAUUCAGUGUGUUUAGUGAACUUCCAGCGUAGUUUCGCGUCGAGGUGAUCGUAAUUAUGAACUUAAUAUUCGAUUUGAUAUUCGGCGUGCAUUUGAGGACGAUUUGAGUGUACGUAGUUGAAAUACGUGUUUCGGGCCCAGUUGCAUGCGACAGAGUAUCGCAUCGCACUUGUUUGUGUGUAUCGUGCGUAUGCUACAUACGCCUUAUUAUGAUGCUUUCUUGAUUUUCACGCGUUAUUCUCGUACUAAAUGAAUUAUUGCAUCGUUACAACUGAAGUUCAUUGUGAUUGCAUCAAUGAUUGUAAUACUAAGUGAUCGGGCGUAGGGUAAUUUACGCACCAAAUCGAAAAUGCAAGGAGACGAUCCUCCUUAUUUGCAUGUCGGUACCGCAGUCAGCGCGAAGUACAAGGGUGCGUUUUGUGAAGCCAAAGUUAGCAAAGUUGUCCGAAUUGUAAAAUGCAAGGUUACAUUCAAAAUGGGUCUGGGCACAGCCACUGUGAGUGAUGAGGUUAUAAAGGGGCCAAUCAGAGUUGGCCAACUUGUGAAUGCAAGACAUCCAGAGAAGAAAGAAAACAUUGAUUGUAUUAUCACGAAAAUUCAGGACUGUAGUCAAUAUACAGUUGUGUUUGAUGAUGGAGAUAUAACAACACUGAGGAGGUCUGCAUUGUGUUUGAAAAGUGGCAGGCACUUUAAUGAGAGUGAAACGUUGGAUCAAUUACCAUUGACACAUCCAGAGCAUUUUGGGAAUCCAGUCAUGGGUGGCAGAAGAGGAAGAAGAUGCAGGCAGCUGAAGGAAGACAGUAGUGAUGGCGAGGGUGAAGAGGAAAAUGAGCCAGAUUUAGAGAUGUACAGUGCUGAUAUUGGUAGAGUAGUUGUUAUUGAAGGUUCAGAUAAGAAAAGAAUCAGAGACAAUUGGUUCCCCGGGUUGAUCGUUAUUCCGUCAGCCCAACCAACCGUACGAAUAAAUGUUAAAGAUGAAUUUCUCGUGCGGUCAUUCCGCGAUGGUCGAUAUUAUACUGUUCCAAAGAAGGAGAUUAUGGAAUUCAAACGUGAAUCUAAAGCUGACAUGUCAUGUCUCAAAGAAGCCAUUGAAAAGGCUCUAAAGUAUAUGGACCAAGAUGAGUUGCCACCUUACUGGGAGCGAAAUUCGUUGUUCAACUCGCAAAGUCAAUUGACUGAUUCUGAUGACAACUAUAGCGAUAGUUCAGACGAUGAACCUACCGAAGAAAAAGAUCACUUCGUCGCGCAAUUGUAUAAAUUCAUGGAUGAUAGAGGGACACCCCUAAAUAAAACACCAACAAUCGCACAGAAAGAUGUGGAUUUCUACAAACUGUUUCGCCUAGUGCAUAAAAUGGGUGGUUAUAAUCGCGUAUCAAAUAAAACAAAGUGGAAAUCUGUCACUGGGCGACUAAAGUUGCCGCAAACCCAAAGCGCGUAUAAUCAAGUUAAGCAGGUGUACAAGAAAUGUUUACUUAGCUACGAAGCGUUCUACAGAACUUUGGGUUGCACAAUGUUGACACCGAUCAGACACGCGAAAAAAGAUCGAGGAAGGCCUUUAAUUCGCGACAAAGAUCGUAUGACACCGGUGCAGAGUCCUAAGCCCGAAAAGGAGAAGGAAGAAGAGCCGCCAGAAAUAAAGAAGGAAAAAGAGGAAGACGAGAAGGAAAAGAAAGAGGACGUAAUAGUAAAAACACCAAAACCGAAAAAGGCUGAAAAACCGGUGAAGGUCGAGGAUGAAAAGAAGAAUAUUAAAAAAGAACCACUGCCCGAAUGUAGUGACAACAGCAGUGAUGCGACGGAUCAAUCGGAAGUUGCGGGCCCAUCAAGAGAACCAGGUAGGCCCAAACGAUCUGAAGUUAAGAAAGAGAAGAAAGUUAAACCAGCGAGUGGAGAUAAGGUAAAGGCGCUUGUGGAGAAAUUCGAGGAGCAUACGAAGAAGAACGAAAAAGAAAAAGACAAAGAUAAGGAGAAAGUGAAAGAUGAUGAUAAAGACAAGGAUAAGGAGAGGGAAAAGGAUAAAGAUAAAGAGAAACAGUCACAACAAACAAGAUCAAAGUCAUCUCAGCAACCCAAAACAAAAGAUAAAGAGAAAGAAAAAGAAAAGGAAUCAUCACCCGAGAGUCGAGCACAAGACGUCAAGACACCUGUCAAAGACAAGGAAUCAAAAUCAUCUGUCAAGUCAGCGAAAAAAUCUUCAUCGGAUGAUGACAAGGAGCGGAAACGCGGUCGUAAACGUACUAACCCUGAGGAGAAAGAGAAAACAAGCAGUGAAUCAUCGGACUUACCUCCAACUCCAAGCACCAGUACUACUAAAGGCGCUGUUAAUAUUGGUGAAAAGCUGAAGGUUUAUUACGGCCCAACACACGAGUCAAAAGUGACAUAUGAAGCGAAAGUGAUUGAAAUUGACAAGGAUAAUUCUGGUCAGUUUAUGUAUUUGGUGCAUUAUACAGGAUGGAAUAAUCGUUAUGAUGAAUGGAUUAAUGCUGGCAGGAUUGCCGAAAACCUUAGCGCGACUUCGAAAGCCAAACGUUUGAGGCAGCACUCCUCACCUCCGACAGGAGCUAAGUCAAGUCCCAAGCCACCUGUAAAGAGAGGCCGCGGUAUGUCUAUUACAGGUCGCAGCACUGUUCAGGAAACUCCGCGAUCUACGACGCCAUCGAGCGUGACGUCAUCCUCUAGCCGUACUAAAAGUCCUGCGACGCCGGUUUCGCGUAGUCGAAGCACUCGUGGCGAAAGCACAAGACGAACACGCCGUACUUCAGCGCAUACGGACAUAUCGGUGCAAUCAGAGUCCGAUUCUGAUGAUGAUGAUCGGACUGAAAGCGAUAUUGAGUUAACGCGCACGCGUAGCGGUAAUAAAUCCGAAGAGAACGAAACCAAGGUUAAGCGCAAGCAUACUAAGUCGAAAAGUGAUAAGCGGAAGGACGAUGAGGAUACCGAAAAGGAAGACGAUGAGAAAGAAAAGCCGAAGAAGCCGAGGAAAUACAAAAAAGUUGCCGAGAUUAAAUCGGAUAGCGAAGAUGAGGCUGUGCUCAGCACGCACGCGAAAGGACGCGACUUUGAUUUGCUUCAAAUUCGGUCGGAGCUUAAAGGUUUCCGAAAGGCAGAACUACCUGCUACAACUGUUGCAGAAAGCAACGAAAAGGACACCACUUCUUCUGACGAGUCAGCUACACUUGUUGAUAGUAAAGAACGAGAGAUAGAGAGCGAAAAUGAAGAAAAAGAGAAGAUUAUUGAGAAAUCUUCCAGUUCUGAUGAUAUUUACGAGUUUAAAGAGCCUGAGCCAUUUGAAUUUGGCAGCAGGAAGAUUGUGGAUGAUAAGAUUAAAAAGCGAGUUCCAAGGGUUUUCGAAGAGGUGGAAAAAUCACCACCAAAAAAGAAAACGCCGAAGUCUCCUGCCAAACAGGAAACUAAGGAAGAACCUGAGAAGAAACGUUUUAAGAAAUUACCUGCGUCACCUAAGCCAGUUGUCGAAGAAAUUCAAACACCUCCAGAAGAGAAAGAGAUUGAAGUCAAGAAAGAAGUUAAAGAAGAAAAAAGGGAGGUGUCUGACGAUCCGUUUGAUAAAUUGGUUGAAUCGCCAUCGUUUCAUGUUGGCAAAUCAACCACUACAACGCCCGAGAAGGCCCCAGUGGAAAAACCUAAGGUUGAACCCGUUCCCGAACCUUUGAGUAUGUUUGAUUCCCCAGAUUUUGAAGAAAACAGCGAUGACCGCCUUGAUUUAUCCGACAAUGAAGAACGUACUAACGAAUUGACUUUCACACGUGCCAGUCCGCUGUUUACCAACUUUGGUAAGCCUUCGCCAGAUCAUAUUAUCGAAGCAGCAUGUGAUAGUUUUGGUUUAUCAAAGAGCAAGGAUAUCAAGCAAAAAGAUAGCGAAGAUGAUGAGGACUCCAAUCUUCAAGCGUCUAUUCAACGUGCGCAGUCAGCACUUACUAAUCAUUUAGACUCCAGUCCAGGUGAAGCGGAAUCUACGAAAAUUAUAUCCGAAUCCAGUGCGAUUACUUUAAGCCGCGUGGAAGCUGAAGAUGUCGAAAUGGAAAUUGUUGACGAACCUCCCAUGAAAGAAAAGGUUCAACUGCCGAAACAAAUCUCGGCCGUUUUUCAAGAAUCGGAUAGCUCGAUUCUUGAGGAUUUAUACAAUCCUCCUCAGAUUGUUAUUCCCAAAGCGGAGGAUAUUAAAGAUCUCAAUGUAAAAACCGGAACAAAGAUUGCUGAUUCAAUCCUGCAGAAGUUAACUAAAAACAAAGAAAUUCAAGAAAUUAAAGCAGAAGAAUCACCGGAAGUGAUGGAUACAAAAGGUGAAACAAAAAUAAUCACAUUGGUUGAAGCAACGUGUAAACCUGAUACGAAAUCAAUCACAAAGGUAGAUUCUAUUGAUGAACUACCUGUUACACCGCCUAAAUCAAAACCUGAGCCAAAACCUAAACCGCAACCCGUCAAAAGACCAGAGCCCGAGCCAAGGAAGCGCAGUUACAAGAAAUUUGUCAGUCCGGAAUUUAUCGAUAGCGAUGAUGAUAGUGACGAUAGUGAUUCCGAUAUUAGAUUGGUGAUUGCAAGAUCUGAAGAUGAAUCGGAAUCAGGUUCGUCAUCAGAUAAACUUGAACCGGAAGAACAGCCGACUGAGACUAAAGUUAUUAAACUCGUUGAUGCCGAAGAACCUGAAGAACGCAAUUUUAACAUCACUGAAUGUAAAAUGGACUUUAAGGAGGCAGAGGAAGAGGAGGUCAAGACUGAUGAACCUGAAGAGGAGAGCAAGGAAGAAGAGCCCGAUUCACAACUGCAUUCAACACUUUUGUGCGAGGAAACUUUUCCGGGAAGUCCCGCCCCCGCACCUACUAGUGAAUCUAAACCUAAGACUAAGGCUGUCAUGGAGAUGCCUUUUGCUAGCGCGCCUAGCAGCAGCAGUAGCAACAGCAAGAGUGUUAUGAUGCAACAAGAAAAGCAACCAUCGCCUGGACCAAUCAUACUGCCAUUGCCUAAUAACAGGGACACCAAUACAGUGCUAGACAACACGCCACCCACCACACCUGAAAGUACAAUAAGUAAUCUAUCACCAAGAGGAGAAAUUGGUGGAUUAUCUCCUCCGAGCAAUGCAGACAAUGAAAGUUGCAAAUCAACCGAAGCAGAGAAUGAUUAUUCAACGCAAAGACGAGCGGCAGCUACAAAAGUUACAAAUUACAGCGAAGAAGAUUCGUUAAAUUGUGAGCCGCAUACCAGCGCUAAAAAGCGCGAGGAGAUACCGUCGCCUUGCAAGAAGCGCCGGCGUUCGUGCAAGGGCGAGAAUGAUGUACCUGCGAAGCGCGGGCGCAAACCAAAUAGAUCUCGACAUAAUAGCGACAGUGAUGAUACCUCCGAACACUCGCUGAACGCUCUAAUGUCCAGCUUUGAAUCAAGACUCACGCGAUCUCCACGGCCUUUGAAGUACAAUUUCUAUGUUGAAUUGGAUCCAAAUUUGGAUAGUGCCGCUCGAAUAGCAGUAUUACUACAGAAAUUACAAGACUUACGCAAAACUUACGCAGACGUCAAAGCUGAACUUGUGACAAUUGAACGACGGCGGAAGAAAAUCAGGAGGAGAGAACGUGAAGCUUUGAAAGCAGCUAAGCAGGAGAUGGCCUGCAUAUGAUUAAAAUAAUGCUUUCAACUGGUUGGGCAUAGUACCAUUGCAAUUUCAGUAGUUCUAAGUUACAAAAUAUAUUGUAAAGAAUUGAUAAUUAGAUCUAAAACAACUGCCUAUCAUCGCCACAAGUCAAGGCAAUUAUUGAAUGAAGAUGUAAAUAUGUCACGUCAUAAAUUUCGAAUAAGGACUCAAAUUUCAACACAAAAAAAUUGAGACGUUACAUAAACGAAUUUCGAUUAAUUAAUAUUUAUUUGUGAUACGGCUUAAAUUACAACAAUUGUAAUAAUUAAUCGAGGUGUAAACGAAUUGUAAAUAUGUAUCUAAAACUUUUAUUUCGGAUCAAUGACUUAUGAGAAAUAUGUAGUUUUAAAAUGUUAUUGAUUUUUUUUUCGAUUAACAUGUUGUUAGGUUCGAGUAAGUUAUUAUCUCCGUAUUAUGUUUCAGUGGAAUGAUUUAAUUUGUGUGCAAAUUUUUUUCUCGACUUUUCAAUGGCAUUACAAUCAUAUAUUAAUUAUGAAGAAUCAUGAUGGAUUGAUGAUUGGUUAUUGUUUAUAAUCAUCUAGUGCGCAUUUUAAAGAUUAUAUAUUUUGUUAUUAUAUUUGUAUUUUGUAUAAAGGUUUUGAUUGGAGUAAUUUUAGGCUCUACACAUUUGCUCCUAAUUUUCGUCUAAUGGAUUAUUAUUUAUAGAUUAAUGACAAUAUGUGUGUAUUGAGUAAUUAAUCUUUUAUCGAAAAAAGGAUUCUAUUUUCUUGUUUCGACUUAAAUAGCGAAUAUUAUAACGAAUUGAACAGGAAAAUAUAUUUUGUUAAUUAAACAGUAAUCAAA
Molecule: messenger RNA, 6501 nt
Organism: Dalotia coriaria
Lineage: Eukaryota; Metazoa; Arthropoda; Insecta; Coleoptera; Staphylinidae
Gene: htk
Product: AT-rich interaction domain hat-trick
Biological process (GO): regulation of transcription by RNA polymerase II
Cellular component (GO): nucleus
Molecular function (GO): transcription cis-regulatory region binding
Source: RefSeq, a predicted model, not a curated record